Durio zibethinus is the source of this 884-nucleotide messenger RNA. NCBI's taxonomy places the organism in Eukaryota, Viridiplantae, Streptophyta, Magnoliopsida, Malvales, Malvaceae. The record is from RefSeq and is a predicted model, not a curated record.
UGCUAGGUGAUUGCUAAGCCGAUGGAAUUGAGGCAGCAAUUUGAUGGAUGAGAGUAGAGACAGAUGAAAGAAACCAAGCCAUGAAGUGCAGCAAUAGAAACUUCUUUGCCUUUGGGUUUUUCCUUUUUUCUUCUCUCAUUCUCUCCUCUUGCUCUCAAUCUCAGUCUCAUGAAUUUAAUUACGACGAAGGAACAGGCAGGGGGCCGUCGCGUUGGGGCUCACUCAAACCAGAAUGGAGAAAUUGCAGCGUUGGACAAGAGCAAUCUCCUAUCAAUAUUGGAACAGUCCAUGUUCGUUCUCAAUUGGGAGAUUUGCAAAGGAACUACGCAUCCGCUCCUGCUGUUUUGAGGAAUAGGACGGAAGAUGUUGCGGUAAUAUGGUUAGGGAAUGCUGGAAGCAUUACCAUAAAUGGGAUUGUGUAUAGAGUGGUUAACUGUCAUUGGCAUUCACCCUCAGAGCACACUUUCAAUGGAACCAGGUUGCCCUUGGAGCUUCACAUAGUUCAUCGUAGCGCUCAAAAUCGGAUUGCGGUUGUUGCAAUUCUUUACCGAUAUGGCCUACCUGAUCCCUUCCUUCUUAGGCUGUUUGGGUCCAUAAUAACUCUUGGACUCGGAGAGAGACAACUAGGGCGUGUUAACCCAGUAAGCAUUGGAAUUCCUGGCAGAAGGUAUUAUCGAUACAUGGGUUCACUUACAACUCCUUCAUGCUCAGAGGGCGUGGUUUGGACAGUCUUCCAACAGAACAAGAUGGCCUCCUGGCUUCAAGUUGCAGCAAUAAGGAAUGCCCUUCCUCCACAAUACAGGAACAAUUCAAGGCCAACUCAACCACUUAAUAGAAGAACCAUCUUGCUCUACGACCCAGCAAGGACGGGUAUUUUCACGUGA